AUCAAAUUAAUUCUUUGUUUUGUUUUUCUCCUCUACUCUGCUAACAAUCUGAUUUAUUCAUUUACCCAUAACUAUUAUACCAUGUGUAUCUUUCCCUCCUCCAAUGCCAACUUCGGUAUUAACUCCAACUUUUCACUUUCAUCUUUGCUUCCAUGCCCAUUUAUAGACAGUGCUGGUGGAGCUUCAGAUCUCCAGCUUCUGAAAGAUGGGUUCUCAGAUAUGGACGCAAGGGUUUUGCUUCCGCCUCUGUUUCUUCUGCCUCUGUUUUAGCUUCGGCUCUGUGAGGUCGCAGACUAAGGUAGCGGUGGGGGAUGCGGAACCGGAGGGGACGGUUUUCAUUGACGGAAAAGCUGCUGUCGGUGAGAUCGACGAUGAUUUUAUCUGUGCAACUUUGGAUUGGUGGCCUCCGGAGAAAUGUGACUAUGGGAAAUGCAGCUGGGAUCAUGCCUCUUUGCUCAAUCUGAAUCUCAAUGACGAUCUAUUCUUGAAUGCUGUAAAAGCAUUUUCACCAUUGAAGAUUAGAUUAGGGGGAACCUUGCAAGACAAAGUCAUAUAUCGAACAGAAGACAAUAAGGAACCUUGCAUUCCAUUUGUUAAGAACUCUUCAGAGUUGUUUGGUUUCAGCCAAGGUUGCUUACCCAUGAACAGAUGGGAUGAACUCAACGCCUUCUUCAAGAAAUCAGGGGCAAAAAUUAUUUUUGGAUUAAAUGCCCUUAACGGACGGACAAUAAACCCUGACAGUUCCGCAGUAGGACCUUGGAAUUAUACCAAUGCUGAAUCUCUCAUACGCUAUACUGUCAACAAGAACUACCCCAUCCAUGGAUGGGAGCUUGGCAAUGAACUGAGUGGAAAUGGGGUUGGGGUUCGAGUUACAGCAGAUCAGUAUGCUUCAGAUACAAUCGCCUUGAACAAUAUUGUGCAGAGUGUUUAUAAGUAUAUCAAUCCAAAGCCAUUAGUUAUAGGACCUGGAGGAUUUUUUGAUGCAGGUUGGUUUAAAGAAUACAUAGAUAAAUCAGCGAAAUCUUUGGAUGUGGCCACUCACCACAUAUACAAUCUGGGACCAGGUGCAAUUCCCGUUGUAAAAUUUGGAGUUGAUGAGCACCUUGUUGAAAAGAUUCUUAAUCCAGACUAUCUUGAUGGUGAGGCCAGUACAUUUAGUAACCUCCAUGGAGUUGUCAAGAGUUCAACAUCUUCAGUAAUUGCUUGGGUUGGAGAGGCAGGAGGAGCCUACAACAGCGGUCAUAAUCUUGUCAGCAAUGCAUUUGUGUAUAGUUUCUGGUAUUUGGAUCAGCUUGGUAUGGCAUCAGCAUAUGACACAAAAACAUACUGCAGACAGUCAUUGAUAGGCGGAAAUUAUGGUUUACUCAACACUACAACUUUUGUACCAAAUCCAGACUACUACAGUGCUCUCCUUUGGCACCGGCUAAUGGGAAGAAAUGCUCUUUCUACAAGCUUUGCUGGGACUAAAAAGAUACGCUCAUACACACAUUGUGCAAAACAAUCGAAAGGGAUAACAAUGUUAUUAAUCAAUCUUGACAAUACCACCACCGUUCAGGCAAAAGUUGCAUUCAACAGUUCAUGGACGCUCCAACACAAACGCAAGCAUCAUAGAAAAACAAUUAUCCGGUUGCCACGGGGCUCUAUCACUGGAAUUGUGAGAGAGGAAUACCAUCUAACCGCAAAAGAUGGAAAUUUACACAGCCAAACUAUGCUACUAAAUGGCAACAUUUUAAGUGUAGAUUCAUCUGGGAACAUACCUCAUUUGCAACCAGUACACGUAAAUUCAACAGGGCCAGUCAUAGUUGCUCCUUUCUCCGUUGUAUUUGUUCACAUGCCAGAUGUUGUUCUCCCUGCUUGCAGAUAGGUAGCGGUAGUAUAGAGGGAACCGAAAUUGGUUCCCUUAAAGUGAUUCAUCAAAUAAUUGAUAGAAUAUAAUGCAAAUUUUUUUUUCUUGGAGAAAAUAGAAUGCAGUUAUUUUC
Molecule: messenger RNA, 1979 nt
Organism: Rubroshorea leprosula
Lineage: Eukaryota; Viridiplantae; Streptophyta; Magnoliopsida; Malvales; Dipterocarpaceae
Source: the annotation of a GenBank genome assembly